This is a messenger RNA of Emiliania huxleyi CCMP1516, 770 nucleotides long. RefSeq lists its product as hypothetical. The coding region runs from base 1 to 606 and encodes 201 amino acids. The record is from RefSeq and is a predicted model, not a curated record. The transcript is spliced from 4 exons. NCBI's taxonomy places the organism in Eukaryota, Haptophyta, Isochrysidales, Noelaerhabdaceae.
AUGUUGCUCUCGCCGCCGACCCUGCUGCGCGGAGGCGCGCCCGCCAUCGCACCGGCCGCGCGGUCCGCGCUAGCUGCCGCUGGCGGCUCGCUCGCCGCCUUCGUCAGCAGCGGCGGCGCCGCUCCCGCCUCGGCGAUCACGAGCGACAGCGGCGCUUCCUCGCUGCUGUUGGCCUCGAGUGCCAAGGACACAGCGAGCAUCUUCGACACCGUUCUCAACCUCGGCCUGACCGCCAUCUUCCUCGCCCUGCUCGCCACCAUCCUGAAAUUUGGCUUCGAUUUUGUGACCACGGCUGCGAGCGUAGCGCGCCCGGUGGACGAGGCCGUCGCCGAUACGUACGGCGAAGAGGCGGCGGGGACAAAGUUGGCGCCCGGCGAGGCACUGUACGACGACACACCCAACCCGAACGCCAUGGAGCGGAUGGCUACGUUGAAAAAGGGCACGCGAGCCACCUCCUCCGUCCGCGACCCCGAGAAGAAGAUUGACUUUACCAAGUCGGAGUCGGGCUUCGACUUUGCGCCCUGGAUGCAGAUCGACCAACGGGCGGUGGCGCGCGCCGAGAAAGAGCGCAAGGCGCGCAAGGCGAAGGACAAGAAGAAUAUGUAGCGCCUCCGGGCGGCGGGGAAGCGGGGAGAGCAUAUCUGACUUUUGGAUUCGCGCGUUUGCGGCCGCGCCGGCGUUCGCCGAGCGAGCGCGAGAGAUGAGGGGUGGAACACCCCCCCAGCCCCCACGUGUGUGUGUGUGUAAAUAAAUAAAUACAACGGACAUCC